AUGUUUCAAGCAUUUCAAACUGCAAAUUUUGGAAUCGGAGGCGAUAAAGUGGAACAUGUUCUUUAUCGUUUAAAAAACGGCGAAUUAUCAAAUCUGAAAACCAAAAUUGUGGUCAUAUUGGUAGGAACAAACAACACGGAACAUAGCAAACCGCACGAAAUUUAUGAAGGAAUUAUUAAAUGUGUGAGCAUCGUUGAAGAAUUGCUUCCGAGUGCUCACAUAAUUUUACCCACCAUGCUUCCCAGAGGAAGAGUACCAAAUGCCCAGCGCGAUUGCUUGGAAGUCGUCAACAGUUUAUUAAAUAAAUUUAACAAUAUAAAUAUGAAUAGAAGACAUAUUCACAUAGUGCACACACAUAGAAAUAUUGUGGAUGAAAGAGGUUUCAUAACAAGAGAAAUAAUGUAUGAUUAUUUGCAUCUCACAGCCAAAGGCUAUGAUCAAUGUUUUCAACCAGUAAUUGAUUUAAUCAGAAAAAUAUUGACUGACAAAUGA
Messenger RNA from Ctenocephalides felis (cat flea), 492 nucleotides. Its product is annotated as platelet-activating factor acetylhydrolase IB subunit beta-like. Bases 1 to 492 code for a protein of 163 amino acids. NCBI's taxonomy places the organism in Eukaryota, Metazoa, Arthropoda, Insecta, Siphonaptera, Pulicidae. The transcript has a single exon. The record is from RefSeq and is a predicted model, not a curated record.